AUGGAUGGGCGCAAGAUGAGCAAGAGCCGGGGCAAUGUUGCCGAUCCUAUGGAAAUCUCUGAAAAAUACGAGGUUGACGCGCUGCGUCUCUUUAUGAUGCGGAAUUCUGUGCUGGACUCAGACUGCGACUACUCCGAGAGCAAGCUCAAUGCCACGCGAAACGAGUUUAUUGACAAGUUCUGCAACCUGCUGACUCGGUCUCUGUCCAGAAAAUUCAGCAUCUCACGCGCUCUUGCGAAGGUCGAGACACGCGGACUUCCGAGCCUGCUUCACGAGGCCGGGGAGGAGUUCUCAGCUGAUUUGCGCUCUCUCUAUGAACAGGUGGACGAGUUGCCGGAUAUUGUUGAUUCCCACCUCAGAAAACUCGAACUGCACAGGGCUGUCCUUGCUAUCUGGCAGCUGCUUCCUCGCAUCAAUGGACUGUUUGACAAAUUCGAGCCGUGGAAACUUAAAGGGCCUGAAAACGAGCUCAAACAGGACUUGGUGAUUUUCAGCGCGCUUGACUCGCUGCGACAUGGCGGGCAUCGCGAGAGACACUAG
Messenger RNA from Ogataea haglerorum, 540 nucleotides. RefSeq lists its product as uncharacterized. The record is from RefSeq and is a predicted model, not a curated record. Gene Ontology annotation, molecular function: methionine-tRNA ligase activity; ATP binding. The transcript has 2 exons. Gene Ontology annotation, biological process: methionyl-tRNA aminoacylation. Bases 1 to 540 code for a protein of 179 amino acids. NCBI's taxonomy places the organism in Eukaryota, Fungi, Ascomycota, Pichiomycetes, Pichiales, Pichiaceae.